AUGUUCCGGGCGCUUGUUCUGCUAGUGGCAAGCUGUGCUGCAACUCACCUACGUGCUGGCAGCAAUGCCUCACGGUCAGCCUUGCGGGCCGGAUUGAGGCGACCGAGCUGCACUUGCGAGGCAAACAACCCGAGCUGGAAACGGCCCACACGGAGUGAGCCAAAGUGUGUCUUCAUCGACCUCGGCGCCGCCGAUGGCAACACCUUCGACAGCUUCUUGGCGGACGACUAUGGCCCUGUGCACAACUGCCCGCAUGGCGGGGAUUGGGAGGCCAUUUUGGUGGAGGCGAAUCCCAUGUUCAGCAAGAAGCUGCAGGCGUUGCAGAGCAACUUGCCGGGCAAGGUGCAAUCCUUAGCCUCCACCGCCGCCUACAGUUGCGAGACCACCACCAGCUUCUCCAUCGACGCCGAUGCAGCGCACAACUACUGGGCCUCCAGCCUGAUGGAAAACGUGGGCAGGAGACAAGUGACGGUGCCCACCGUCAACGUGAACAAGCUCUUGGCAGAGAGCGUGAUUCCAGGUGAUUGGGUCAUGCUCAAGGUGGACAUUGAGGGUGCGGAGUAUGAUGUGAUGCCCUGCCUAGCAGAGUUCAAAGAUGCAGAACUCAUUGAUGAGAUCUUCCUGGAAGAGCACUGGUGGUUCCCAGAUCGAACCGCAGAGCAGAAUGUGACGAUGAUUUUGGCCAAGGACAAGUUGAGAUCCAGGCAAGUCCAGACCUGGCUUCAGAAGGAGAAGGCGCCGCUGGAUGCCUUUGAGCCGCGGCCGCUGAUUCCAGGCCUGGUGGAAGCCGCGGAAGCCAAGGGAGGCAAGACCAUUGGCCGGGCAGUGGAGGAAGUCUUGGCAUGGCUUUCCGAGGAAGCCUUCACAGAAGCGGCGGCGUCCAGCCUUUCCGAGCUUCAAGCCCAAGAAGAGCAGCUUCUUCAGCAGGCCUUGGCAGCAUCUGCAGGUGAAGUUAGCUGGAGCUCUGAAGAAGACAGGCUCAUGGCAGCAGCCCUGGCCGCCAGUGCAGAGCAGGCAGUGGAGCAGUGCAGAAAUCACGUAGCCGAGGAGGAGGCUGACUUGCAGGCGGCACUGCUGCUUUCACGACAGCUUGCGCCAGAAGUUGUGGUCUCCAGUGAUGAUGAGGCAGGACUUGAAGAGCAACAGUCCAAGCGGCGCAAGGCUGGAAGUGGAUCGCCAGCGAUCUGA
Molecule: messenger RNA, 1188 nt
Organism: Effrenium voratum
Lineage: Eukaryota; Dinophyceae; Suessiales; Symbiodiniaceae
Source: the annotation of a GenBank genome assembly